AUGGGAUUUGCUAGCAACAAUUUACGGGCGUCUCGAGAAGAGCGAAUCAUAGUGCCAUUUAUUGCAAGCAUGUUGAUGCUCCAGAAGAACCAGCAGGCAAAUCAAUUGCAGACGUUCUUAGGGUUUUUCUUCCGCGGAAGUGGAUGCAGCAAAAGAGCCGUUAGGAUGCUUUCAUCCGCUUGUUUAAGUGUCUCUUAUGACUCAACAUCUGACACACUUCAGCGCUUGACCAAGGUAGCCUUGGAAAACGUAUGUAAGCAAGUCCUCGAGAAGCCAUGGAUGUUGGUUUACGACAAUAUCAACUUCGCAAACAGGAAGGAGAACCAGCGUAAGGACAACCGUGAUACUUUUGAGAGCGGCACUACGGCAACAAUAAUUAUGGAUGAGCACCUUGGCGACAUUCCCUCAAGGAUAUAUAAUCAAACUCGUCCUCAAAUAUGGGAAUUCCUUCCUGCUAACCAUCACAAAAAAGGUAUGCAUCGAUUUCAUAUCUCUGAUGACUUGCAGCGUUAUUCGGAUGAGUACGCUCAGCAUGCGGUUCAAAUGCGCAAGAUGGACGUUCUCAAGGCAACAAAGUCGAUAGCAAUCCCAUUGCCAACGAUGAAGAUUGACCAGUCCUCGACCGCGGGCAAUAUCGAGGUCAUAGGGACGGUCUUUAUGAGGAUGCUUAAGCUGCAAAAGCCGUGGUUUGAAGGCAGGUCGGUCAUUAUUGGAGGUGACCUGCUAACCGUUGCACGUGUAGUCUCCGCCCAACAGUGGCGUAUAACGGAUGUCACCAGGUUCGAUCGUUUAGAAUGGGCAAUCCCAGUGAUGCAACUCUUUCAUCUUCAGAUGAAUCUUGCGGCCACGAUUUUCAAGACGCAUUAUGGUUCUAGCUCCACAGGAGGUUCCAAGCGAAUGGUACAAAGAAUUAUGGGAAUGAGCUUCUGA
Messenger RNA from Lobosporangium transversale, 930 nucleotides. RefSeq lists its product as hypothetical. The record is from RefSeq and is a predicted model, not a curated record. Lineage: Eukaryota; Fungi; Mortierellomycota; Mortierellomycetes; Mortierellales; Mortierellaceae. Bases 1 to 930 code for a protein of 309 amino acids. The transcript has a single exon.